UUGAAUAUUUACCACGCAAAGCAACGCCAGGCUGGUAACGCGACGUCGCUUUGUGGGCGGCGAAGUGCAGCGUCGCCGCGUGCGUUGUCUGCGCCGCUGAGGCUCGGUUCUGUCCGUCUAUAAGAGCGUCGUUGCUCAUUGCUGCGCGAGGGGUUUUACGUCACGUGUGCACGUGAACGCGUGGUGUUGAAUGAGCUUGUUUACUCCGUGGCUCCGUUUUGUUUUGGCAUCAUGAUCUGCAGCCCAAUAAGCCUUAACACUGCCUCACAGAAACAUCAACUCGUGUGUUAUUCGCCUGAUUUAAAGGCAGUUUUGAAUGCUUCCCAGUACUCUGCAUGAUGUGAAUAUUCUAAUUUAAUGGACCGAGUAUAUCGUUUUGUAUCUGUUUAACACCAAGUCAAACAGCAGAUAAUAAUGGUUGACUUGUGGCCCCAAUAAAAUGUAAAAACAGGUGAAUAUUUACAAGUUCACCUUAUUUGUUUCCUUCUCCUUGUAGAGGUGUUAGACAAUAUAAUGCUUACAUAAUUCCUCAACCGUGAAAUAGUCCAAUGUAGCAGCAGAUGCACUUGAGUUAAUAAUUGAUCCUGUUCUUUGAACAGUUGGCCCUGUGUGUGUGUGUGUGUGUGUGUGUGUGCGUGCGCGUGUGAAUGAGGAAGCAUUGUUGUUACAGAAAGAAGGUACAAGGACGUUGUAGAAAGUGCAGCAGUGCUUGAGUAACUAUUGUGCGACUUGUAGCUACACAGCUUUUUUUCUUCCCGCUAUUUGGUUGGUAAAGCUUUAAGGGGACUAAGUUCCAGGUGAGUCAACUGAUUGAAGACGAGCUCCUGUGGAUCGCGGCGAUGGAGGAAGAGUUGACGCCUUUGGACUGCCUUCUGCCCUCAGGCACGCAGAGGAUCUGUCUGAUUAUUCUGAACCAGCCUCUAAAUAAAGACUACCUGCAGAUUCUCUGGAGAAAAGCACUCUUGAGGGCGUGUGCCGAUGGAGCUGCCAAUCACCUUUACAGCAGCACCGCUGGAGAUAGAGACAGCUUUCUCCCAGACUAUAUCAGUGGGGAUUUUGAUUCCAUUACUGCCGAGGUCAAAGCGUUCUAUGGAGACAAGGGCUGCAGCCUGAUAGAAACCGCUGACCAGGAUCUAACCGACUUCACCAAGUGCCUCGCGAUCAUGGUGGGUGAAAUUCAAAGGCGACAGUUGCAGGUGGAUGCCAUCGUGACACUGGGCGGCCUCGCUGGCAGAUUUGACCAGACCAUGGCGUCUGUGGAGACCCUGCACCACGCCCUGCCCAUGACCCCACUCCCCCUGUUGAUGUUACAGGGGACCAGCCUGGUACACCUUCUCAGACCAGGCCGUCACAGACUAGCGGUGAACACGGGUCUGGAGGGUGACUGGUGCAGCCUCAUUCCGGUGGGCGGAGCCUGUCAAACGACCACCACUGGACUGAAAUGGAACCUGAAUAACCAGGUCCUGCAGUUUGGGAAGCUAGUAAGCACCUCUAACACCUUCGAGCCUGUUGGCCCCGGAAACCCCAGAAAGCCAGUUACCGUGACAACAGACCGGCCCUUGCUCUGGAGCAUGGGCAUCAGAGAGGAUGGGCAAUGACACAGCGGAAGCCCCCCUCCCUUCUCGGGGGCCACAUUUGACUACAAAAAACAUGCUACAGCCGUGCUGUGGAAAACUCACACGCUUGAGAUGUUUUUGCAGAGCAUGGAAAAUACUGAAAGUAUUUUUACUAUUUAACAUUUUCUUUUAACAGCUUCCUCGCUGUGCAGGGUGAAAUUUUAAAUGAACCAUAUGAAGGAAAAGAAAUCCAAGCCAUAUCCCAGUUGAAUAGGACUGAGAUGAUAGCAGAUAGUGACUUUAUACCUAUGAAGCAUCACAGCCUACACCACGUGCCUUUAACGUCACGUCAAAUCUUGUUCACGCAGCUUAAUUGUGCCUUCUGAUGACAGUUGAAGAAUAGUCGUUUUUUUUUUAAAACUUUUAUACCUGCUGUAGUGAUUGAAAAGCAAAUAUAGACUAGACAAAUCUAAUCUGUGUUUUCCAUU
Molecule: messenger RNA, 2044 nt
Organism: Pungitius pungitius (ninespine stickleback)
Lineage: Eukaryota; Metazoa; Chordata; Actinopteri; Perciformes; Gasterosteidae
Gene: tpk1
Product: thiamin pyrophosphokinase 1
Exons: 9
Coding region: 840-1598 (252 amino acids)
Biological process (GO): thiamine metabolic process; thiamine diphosphate biosynthetic process
Molecular function (GO): ATP binding; thiamine diphosphokinase activity; thiamine binding
Source: RefSeq, a predicted model, not a curated record